Messenger RNA from Sordaria macrospora k-hell, 1080 nucleotides. RefSeq lists its product as uncharacterized. The record is from RefSeq and is a predicted model, not a curated record. NCBI's taxonomy places the organism in Eukaryota, Fungi, Ascomycota, Sordariomycetes, Sordariales, Sordariaceae.
AUGGCCUCGUACGAGCCGAAACAACCGACUGUUACAACAUCCGUAGAAUGGAAGCAGUCCUGGUCAGCACCCAAGGCCGCCCCAGGAAGUGAGGAGCCAUGGACCACCGAAACACCGAUUUGGCAUGUCGUUGUGCGAGGAUUCCAGAUUUUCUUUGGUCUGGUAAUUGCCGGGUUGGCUGGUUAUCUCAUCCAUGGUUAUCUGAUGGAUGCUGUCGCGUUUGGUCUCGUUUGUUCGCUAUUUACCUGGAUCAUCUGCAUCUGGUCCCUGGUCAGCGAAAAGGUCCUGAGUGCUCGAAAAGCGUACAAUAUCUGGGCGACCUUGUCUCUGGAUCUCUUCAUGAUCAUCCUUUGGCUGGCCUCCAUGGGUGCGAAUGCGGCGAACAGGGCGACCUUCACAGUUGAUGUUAACGUCGAAGGAUGUUAUGAUGAUGGAAGCAGCAUCAGCGCCCAUCACUGCAUCGUGAGUAAGCGUGAGCUUGUGAAGCGAGGUGCCGUCGCUAGCAAGGGCGGCCUCGCCAUGAUGUCUGCUAUCGCCGGUCUGAGUGCCGUUCAAAUGCUCCUCUUCGUCGCGACCUUUGCCUACAACGCGCACAAGUUCCGUCUGUACUACCAGGUCAACAAGGGACCUAAGACUACUCACAGCCCUGGGGCCGUCGAGAUGAACGCACAGCACACACCGAUGCUCAGCGUCCAACAAGGAGGACCUGCACCUCAAUCAUACCCGCAGUACACCGAUCAGCAGGCAUACCAGUCGCAGGUCCCCGUACAACAGCCGGUAGAGCAGUAUCAACCAACGCCAACAACGUCUCCGGCACCAGGCCCGAUCUCGACCCCAUCCCCUCAGCCAUACCCAUACGCACAUCCCGACCAGCAAUAUCCGGUACAGCAGGCUCCCGCUCAGUAUGCUCCGGCUCACCACCCUCCUCAGCAAUAUGCCGAGGCCCCAGGUCACACCCCGGCCCAAGGUCAUACCCCAGCCCAGUACCCUCAAACCACCCAGUCUUACAGCUCCAACCCGCACGAGAUGCCCAGCCACUCGCAAGGAUAUCAACAACAACCGACAUCAUACCCACAGUGA